Aspergillus tanneri is the source of this 615-nucleotide messenger RNA. RefSeq lists its product as uncharacterized. Bases 1 to 615 code for a protein of 204 amino acids. The record is from RefSeq and is a predicted model, not a curated record. The transcript has 3 exons. Lineage: Eukaryota; Fungi; Ascomycota; Eurotiomycetes; Eurotiales; Aspergillaceae.
AUGUCGUCUACUAGGAAAAUACCAGUCCUUGAUCUGAAACUUGCAGAGGAUCCCUCAACGCGAGGACUGCUUCUUGAUCAGUUGCGUGAUGCAUUAUUCAACAUCGAUUUUCUGUAUAUUUCCAACCAUGGAGUCUCGGAAGAGAUCAUAAGUGCUUUGUCAGAGAAGCUUCCGACGCUCUUUCAUUUGCCGCUAGAACGGAAGAGGGAGUUGUCUAAAACUAAAUCCCCCCAGUUCCUUGGUUUUAGUGACUUUGCCAAGGAAACCACUCAGGGCACCUGCACGACGAUGAGUAGCAAGUUCGUGCAUCUCGUGGAAGAAGCAUUUGGCAUCCCAAGAGGGACAUUCGAUAGCUUCUUCAACGAGGAUGCCGCUUCCACCGCCGCCGAUUCCACCCCGGAGAGCGACUUUCUUCCUCCUCAACAUCGGCUUAGACUCAUCUUCUACCCGGCCAUGCCGCCAGAGCAAGAGGGCCAAGCUGUAGGCCCGCACAAGAAUAUGGCUGGAUGGCUCACCUUUCUGAUGUCGGCUCUGAAUGCGCCCUGGAUGUGCAAGGCAGAGACGGCAGCUGGAUUUCCGUCGACCCAAUCCCAAACACUCUCGUUGUCAACUUAG